AUGACCACAACAGCUAUUGCAGUCCUGGUGAUCUUGUUGAUCCAACCUGUCUUUGGAUUUGUCGUGCCACCGCCGCGGCCUUCCAGUGGUGGUAUCCAUCACUCAUGCAGUAGUAGUCAUCGCCCAACCUUUACAACAACAACAACAACACCAGGAACAUCGAGUCGUCUAUUUGCAUUGGAACGAGCCAAAGAAGUCUUUGACAAAUAUAGUAUCUCCAAUGUUAUAUCUUCCAAAGAUUUGGCCAACAUGUUGAACUCUCUCGAUGUUGAUGCCUCUCGAGAAGAAGCAGACGCUCUGUUUCGAUACUUGGAUACAGAUGGAGAUGGAUCUAUUACACUUGAAGAGUUUUUACCCUGGUACAGUGAAACUGCAGAGGAGGCAAGCGAAAUAUCUUCCACCUUUCAGAGUUUGUUGCUUGGCCGUCGCACGGUGCAUCAGUUUGACCAAACCCCAGUGAGUGACGACGUCUUGAGACGAGCCAUUGCCUGUGCGAUUGCAGCUCCGAAUCGAAGUCAAAGCGAGCCUUGGAGAUUUAUUCAAGUUGGUCCUGAAACGGUACGAAAGUUCGUCUCCCUCAAGGAAUCCAUGGAGGCACCACAAAGUGAAUCUUCGAACAAUUGGACCAAGAUCCCAGGAUGGUGUGUGGUCACUUCCAAAUUGAGCGAUGAUCCCGUGGAAGAACUAGAUGACUUUAAGUCGACCAGUUGUGCCGUUCAAAACUUCAUGUUGAGCAUGUGGAGUGAAGGCAUUGGGACCAAAUGGACUUCGGGACCUGUCCAAAAGACCCAAGAGUUUGCGGACCUGUGUGGUGUGGAUACCAAGGUUGAAAAAGUAGCUGGAUGCAUCUGGUAUGGCUUUGCCACUGGGGGACUAAAGAAUGCGGAUCCCAAGCGACGAAAGAAGGGAGUGGAAGAUGUCUUGACGACCUUGCCAUAG
This is a messenger RNA of Cylindrotheca closterium, 939 nucleotides long. The record is from the annotation of a GenBank genome assembly. NCBI's taxonomy places the organism in Eukaryota, Bacillariophyta, Bacillariophyceae, Bacillariales, Bacillariaceae.